This is a messenger RNA of Nematostella vectensis (starlet sea anemone), 679 nucleotides long. RefSeq names its product craniofacial development protein 2-like. NCBI's taxonomy places the organism in Eukaryota, Metazoa, Cnidaria, Anthozoa, Actiniaria, Edwardsiidae. The record is from RefSeq and is a predicted model, not a curated record. The transcript has a single exon. The coding region runs from base 71 to 679 and encodes 202 amino acids.
AUGUGCAGAGCACGAGCUUCUAAUCACAAACACCAUCUUCAAACUUCCCACCCGUAACAGAACAUCUUGGAUGCACCCCCGCUCAAAGCACUGGCAUCUGAUAGACUAUUCCAUCGUGCGUAAAAGAGACAGACAGGAUGUUCGGGUCACAAAGACCAUGUGUGGCGCUGACUGUUGGACAGACCACCGUCUUGUUGUUUCCAAACUUAAUAUUCGUGUCCAACCAAAGAGAAGGCCUCAGGGUGUAAAGAAGACUAAACGUCUGAAUACCAGCAAGCUGAAAGUCAGUGAGACUAAAAACACCUUUUCUGAUACUCUGAAACAACGCUUGGAUUCCACUCUGCUAAAUGGCCAGGACGUUGAGACUGCAUGGGCAGGACUCCGUGAAUUGGUUUACAACACGGCUUUAGAGUGCCUCGGGCAAAAAAUCAGAAAGCACAAAGACUGGUUUGAUGAUAACAGCACGGAGAUUGAACAACUGCUAGAGGAAAAGCGUCGUGCGUACAAAGCUCAUCUCGUUGACCCAUCGUCAAUUUCAAAACUUGAUACACUAAGAAAAGUACGAAGCACCGUCCAAGCAAAGCUGCGUCAGAUGCAAGAUACCUGGCUCAGUAGGAAAGCUGAUGAGAUCCAGGACUAUGCUGACAGAAACGACAUGAAAAUUUCUACAACAGCUUAA